Messenger RNA from Cucurbita pepo subsp. pepo (vegetable marrow), 920 nucleotides. RefSeq names its product cytochrome b5. The record is from RefSeq and is a predicted model, not a curated record. Gene Ontology annotation, molecular function: heme binding. Gene Ontology annotation, cellular component: intracellular membrane-bounded organelle; membrane. Lineage: Eukaryota; Viridiplantae; Streptophyta; Magnoliopsida; Cucurbitales; Cucurbitaceae.
AGACAAUCAAAUUAGUAUACGUCAAGGAAGAUAAUGUUGUAACAAAACACGAUCAUCGAUCGUUAGGGCAGAAAAGUUUGAAUUACAUUACCCACUUGUUUUGAAGUUUCCGAGAGAUUUUUCCAUUGGGAAAUCGCCCAUGGAUUCAAAAUCCGCACUACCUUUUCACCUUUUGACUUCGUAAUUUACUUCUUGUAAUUCCAGGGGAUUUUUGCCGCACUUUCCGUUGUUCUUUCAUUGUUAUUAUAAAAUGAUUUUUGAUGCCGAAUCAGGAACUAAUCUGCACUCGGGCUUUGCCACAAACAACAGGGAUCCGAACAAUUCGUUGCCUCUUCAACCCUUUUCCCUCUUGUUAAAUGGCUUCGGAUCCGAAGGUUCAUCUGUUUGAAGAAGUGGCAAAGCACAACAAAACCAAAGAUUGUUGGCUUGUAAUCUCUGGGAAGGUUUAUGAUGUAACUCCUUUCAUGGAGGAUCAUCCUGGAGGCGAUGAAGUAUUGUUAGCAGCAACUGGAAAAGAUGCUACGAACGAUUUCGAAGAUGUUGGGCACAGCGACUCGGCAAGAGAAAUGAUGGACAAAUAUUACAUCGGAGAAAUCGAUCCAUCAACAGUUCCUUUGAGGAAGAUUUACAUUCCAUCACAACAAACACAGUACAAUCCAGAUAAGACAGCUGAGUUUGUGAUUAAAAUCUUGCAGAUUUUGGUUCCCAUAUUUAUUUUGGGUUUGGCAUUUGCUGUUCGUCACUACACCAAGAAUGAAUGAAUAAAGCCUCUAGAGGGUAAACUGCUUAUUCAUAAUGAUUAUGUUUGGUUUAUGUUUUCAUGUGGAGGGUUGGUCGUAGACUAGAGUUGUCUGGAUCAUAUCUUAUAUUCUACUUAAUAAUAAGUUAGCUAAGUGCUAUGUUCUUGUUUUCUUUUUCAA